GGUCGGCAGCCCCUCCUCUUUUGUCUGCGUCGCGUCUCCUCAGUUGAGUGCACUCCAGUUCCGGAGUGUGGAGGUGGCUUCGGAGGACACCGGGUGCCGAGGACUACUAGUUCUGGGCACGGGUCAUCAUCUUCCCACCCGAGGGUUUCGGAUGCGGGCCAACUCUCCUUGGCUCUGCCCUCGGUGAUGCUCGGAGGGAGACUCAUGGUCCGUCGGGAGGUUAAAGCCGAGAGAACGCUACUGAGUGAGAGCUGCUCAGUGUCGGAGCCCUGGCCUUCCAGGGGCCUGGCUAUGAACUCCUAAAAGGGCAGUCACCAACCCCACUUCACACUCCAGAGUCCCGGGCUGGCUAGUGGAAGCCGCCUCCCCUGAGAAAAGUUGCCACAGUUUUGCAUAGAAUUUCUUAAAGGGAUGAAAACUUCCUCUGCAUGAAAAAUGACCCUUUUAAGUAUCAAAUCUGAAGCCUGGGCGUACUCUCUGAUUACACUAGGAACCGAAAUGUUAAGUUCUUUCUUCAGCUUCUACUAUGUGAAACUUUUCUUGGAAGUAUACAAGAUUUCCAAGUUGGCCUUCUGCCAGGCCCAGGUAAUUUUAAUGAUAUGGAAUAUUCUGACUGACCUGAGUGGGUAUUUCCACAUGAGCUCUCAGUAUGACUGCUGUCUCAGUUACCGUUGCUCCCUGCUUGGAGCCCUUCUGCACGCAGUGGCCUUCUUGCUCCCUUGGUUCCCUUGGAAACACUAUAGAGAAAGUGACUGGCUUAUUGGACUCCAGCUGGUAGCCUCCCUGUGCGCAUUUAACAGCACCCACGCCUGGGUGCAGCAAGCCCAGUGGCGCCUGUUUGCAGAGACUUCCCCCAGGUAUGAGAACAGGCUGCAGCUGACCAGAAUUAACCAAGUGGCAUCCCUGGUGGGCUCCUUCAGCAUCCUUUUCUGUGGCCUCAUCUCUCACAACAUGGAAAUCCUGCCCAAUUUUCAAGCCACGUCUGUCGCCAUUGCCUUCCUGGCAUCUAUCAGCUUUUACAGUGGCAUGUUCAAUGUGAGACACUUUGAGUUUAAAAGAAACCCAGAGGAAAACGUCCUCUCCGAGAGCGAACAGGAGUUGGCAAGGACCUCCGUCAUCUUACUGAUGAGACAAAUCUUGUCUCAGAGGAACUUCUACCUUUUCCUCAUCAUGAAUUUCUUCCAGGUCUUCCAUUUGACCAUCUUCAGUAACUUCAUGAUGAUCUUUGUCGAUAACCUCAUUCCCACUGACUCUCUCUCUUCUUCCGUAAGGAGCAUCAUGUAUGGAGCAGGCUUCAUCUGCCCUCAGUGCCUGGUACUUCUAGGUCAGUCCUGGCUGAAGAAAUACGGUUACUAUAAGGUUAUCUUAAUUUCUUUCUACCUAGAAGGGGCAGCCGCCCUUGUCAUGUUACUUCUGGGACAGGAACACUAUUACUGUUUGGCUGUUUAUCUCACUGUUAUCAUGGUGAUUGUACAUACCUCUCUUUGCUUAUUUAAUUUGCCAGUGGCAGACAUGAUUGAUGCGGAUUUACCGAAGUUUAACAGGCAGUCUUCUCUUUCCUUGAUGGUUGCUGUCAUCAGUGCUUUAUUUACCAGACCUGCCCAGUCGUUAGCCCCCAUGUUGAUACUGUCUAAGCUAAACCAGUAUGAGUAUGGCGAGCUGAACAACAGACUUUUAGAUCUUCAGGACAGCAUGUUUAAUUUGGUCUGUGUGGUCUCCCUGGGCAUCGCGACAGUGCAGAUUCUGACUUGGAGCUCCUUCUCCGUCAGGAACAGAAGAGACUGCUCAGGGACGGUGUAAGCACAGAGCCCGUGCCACCGCUUCAAGUGCUUGUCAGUUCCUCCAGGUUACGCUGUGCUCAAGGACGCUCUCAUUACUUUCUUUAUACCCUCUCAUUUGUUUCCAAUCCAGAGCAAAUAAAGUAAAACCGACAGC
Mus caroli (Ryukyu mouse) is the source of this 1935-nucleotide messenger RNA. Its product is annotated as solute carrier family 68 member 1-like. Lineage: Eukaryota; Metazoa; Chordata; Mammalia; Rodentia; Muridae. The record is from RefSeq and is a predicted model, not a curated record.